This is a messenger RNA of Drosophila serrata, 2942 nucleotides long. RefSeq names its product ankyrin repeat domain-containing protein 13C. Gene Ontology annotation, molecular function: signaling receptor binding. Gene Ontology annotation, biological process: protein retention in ER lumen. The record is from RefSeq and is a predicted model, not a curated record. Gene Ontology annotation, cellular component: cytoplasm. Lineage: Eukaryota; Metazoa; Arthropoda; Insecta; Diptera; Drosophilidae.
GUGGCGAAACAUCGAUGUAUCCGGACAUCGAUAUAUUUGGCGGAAAGCAUCGAUUUAAACGGCUGUAUCCCCUGAUUCGCGGUAAAGAUUAAAGAUUCAAUGAUUUCGAAAACAUCGAUACAUCGAUGACACCGAUGUUUCUACACCUUUACAGUCGAUCCAUCAAUAAAAAUCCAUCGGUGUUUUGCCACCUCUAAUAAACUAAAGAAAACGAAAAGAUUGAUUAAUUCCGGACGACGCGACGGGGCAGAAAAGUGACAUGUCCAAAGAAAAGGAAGACGAGUGCGACAAGCACAAGCAGCAGGCGGAGGCGGAGGCCAAGUCGACGUCAAGUGACGAUUCGGACGAGUACCAGUCGGCCGGUGAGGGCGAGGACGGCGAAGGUGGUGACGGUGAUCCCUCUGCGGAGCGUCCGCCGACGCACGCACACCUGUGCGCGGCAGCAACCACACCUGAGGCGGCCAGCGAUAGCACCACCACCACAGCCACAACACCAACAGCAGCCGCAGCGGCAUCACCUCCCCAAGUUACAGUGAACGAGCCCUUGGAUUAUCCGAUGCAUCAGAGCGUGUUCGAGGACGACAUCAAGUCGCUGCAGCGUCGCCUUUUAAUGACCACAGCCCAGGACGAGGUGGGCCGGAAGGACAAGCACGGAAACACACCGCUUCACCUCGCUGUAAUGCUAGGCAGGAAGCAUGCCGUGCGUCUGCUACUGGCCCACAACGCUCCCGUGAAGAUCAAGAACAACGAGGGCUGGUCCCCGUUGUCCGAGGCCAUUAGCUACGGCGACCGUCAGACUAUAACACAGGUGCUGCGCAUGCUGAAGCUGCAGUCCCGCGAACACAUGGAGGGUCGGCGGGAGAAGCUGGUUAAUGCACUUCGGCAGAUGCAGGACUUCUACAUGGAGUUUAAGUGGGACUUUCAGUCCUGGCUGCCGCUCGUCUCACGCAUCCUGCCCUCGGACAUCUGCCGGCUAUACAAGUCGGGUGCCUCGAUUCGCCUGGAUACGACGCUGGUGGAUUUCAACGAUAUGCGUUGGGAGCGCGGCGACAUCUCGUUCCUGUUCCGUGGCGAGGCGCCGCCCAGGGAAUCGCUGGUGCUGCUGGACAACGAGCAGGAGUGCUUUCAGCGGCUGCGCUACGAGGAGUCCGACAUGGAGGACGAAGUCGAUGUCCUCAUGUCCACCGACAUCCUGGCCACCCAGAUGUCCACCAAGACGAUACAGUUUGCGCGGGCGCAGCGUGGCUGGAUAUUCCGCGCAAACCGCAAGGAACUUAUUGGCGGACAGUAUCAGUGCGAAAUCUACACAAUCCAGGGUCUGAUCCUCAAGCAGCGCAAACGACGCGAACACCUCUCUCACGAGGAUCUACAGAAGAAUCGAGCCAUUGUCGAGACAAUCACCAAGGGCGGCACCAGUGGCAAUCAACAGCCGGAUGGCCGGCGCUCCAGCCUCAACAGCCAGCACACGGCCACGCCGCCCGAGACCAAUACGCCGACGGCACCGAAUGGCAUCACACUGCCGGAGUUGCCGCGUCGCAGUUCGCUCCAGGCACCGCCCGCCACCACGGUCACCUGGCGUCAGUAUCUGGACGCGGAAGUGGGCAAGUGCCCGCAGCUGGGCAGGCCGCCAGUCCACAAGCAGUCGAACAAGACGCUGCGUGCCACUGUGGCGAUGAGCAAGGACUUUCCCCUAAGCGUGGAUAUGCUGCUAGACGUUUUGGAGGUGGUGGCACCGCUGAAGCACAUCAACAAGCUGCGCGAGUUCGUCACUCUUAAGCUGCCGACGGGCUUUCCGGUGAAGAUCGAGAUCCCCGUGCUGCACACGGUCACUGCAAAGGUGACGUUCCAGAAGUUCGAGUUUCGCGACAACAUCCCCGCCAAGAUGUUCCAGAUACCGUCACACUACUGGGAGGAUGUGCGACGCUUUCAGGACUUAUGACCAGGCAACGGUGAAGCCGCCGCCGCCCCACCCAAGGCCAAAGCCUCAUCCUCUUCAUCCGGAUCGAGCGUGCAUGUCGAUUUGAAUCGCAAUGCGCCGCCGUCCCCCUCCAUUGCGGAGUUUGAUUGAAGAGAAUUAGAAAGGCUCACGUCUACGUGGCCCCGAAUUUCUGCCUGCCUGCCUGCCUCUGCCCCGCCCUCUAAAUUGUGUCGCUCGUGGAGUGGGUGUAUCUGCUCCAGCAAAGAGCUCUGUGUUUUGUGUAUGUAUAUGAUUAAGAGGAAAUCCGACAUACCCAAAAAAAAACAAACAAAAAUUGCAAUUUUAAAAGGAUAUUUAUUUUAAAGUAAAGAAUCGAUUUGCUUUGCUGCAGAUGUCUCAAAUUCAAAAGUGACACGCUCUUGAAAUUGCAAUUUUAGCUUUAUUUUUUUGUUAUAUGUUUAUGUAAUUCUAUUUGUUUAUAACUGGUAACACACCCUGUGCAUCUCCAGGGGUAAUAUUACGUAUUAUUUCAUAGUAUUUAUUUGUUAGACACAUCAACAUUCGCAACUCGUGGGUGUGAAUCACGCACUUUACGGCGGAGUAAGUGAGCUUUUCUGUUUGUCUCCGUAGAACAGCUGCCCCAAAAGCCAGAAGGUUCUACUGCCUCGAUUAUGGACGGUAAUCGUGGCUAAAAUAAAUGUCCAAUCAUAAAGAAGGCGGCCGAUAUGACACACACCACACAAAACCAAACAUAACACAAUCAAAAGGUAGUUAGUCGAAUGAUCCGAUAAAGCUGUCCACAAGAAUCAGAUUGUUUCCAUACAACACCCCGUUUAUCAUCGUAUUUAUAUUGUGUACAUCCCUUUCCGUGUUUAGUGCAAUUUUCAUACAUAGUUUUAAGGUAAACUAAGCUUGCCGGAAGUCUAUUUUCGGCACCAGUUCACACGUCCCUAAAAAAUAGUCUCUCUCUUUGCAUGUUGCGCUUGUUUCCUACACCAAUGAUUUCCUAAUAGCCUAGAAGUAC